Messenger RNA from Leishmania mexicana MHOM/GT/2001/U1103, 1101 nucleotides. Its product is annotated as putative 2-oxoisovalerate dehydrogenase beta subunit,mitochondrial precursor. Gene Ontology annotation, biological process: response to nutrient; branched-chain amino acid catabolic process. The record is from RefSeq and is a predicted model, not a curated record. Gene Ontology annotation, molecular function: catalytic activity. Bases 1 to 1101 code for a protein of 366 amino acids. NCBI's taxonomy places the organism in Eukaryota, Euglenozoa, Kinetoplastea, Trypanosomatida, Trypanosomatidae. The transcript has a single exon.
AUGCGUCGCCUCUUUGCUGCCUCUGGCACUUCGGUCGUCGCAGCGAGCUCUGCGGCGGCCAGGAGGCAUGGCAGCGUUCAACCGAGCGAGUUCGUAUUCGCACCCGUCCCCGGCGAGGAAGAGGCGACGCGCAACGGCGUCAAGAUGAACUUGUUCCAGGCGGUCAACUCGGGUCUUGAUCACGCACUGUCCAAAGAGAGGACGGUACUUCUCGGCGAAGACGUCGCGUUCGGGGGCGUUUUUCGUUGCACGCUUGAUCUGCGCAAGAAGCAUGGUCCGCAGAGGGUAUUCGACUCGCCGCUAACGGAGCAGGGCAUUGUCGGCUUUGCGGUAGGCAUGGCUGCCGUCGGCUGGCACCCCAUCGCCGAGGUACAGUUCGCCGACUACAUCUUUCCAGCCUUUGACCAGAUUGUAAACGAAGCUGCCAAGUACCGCUUUCGAACGGGCGGCAGCUUUCACUGUGGCAUGCUGAUUCGCGCCCCGUGCUCUGCGGUAGGCCAUGGUGGCAUUUAUCACUCACAGAGUGUUGAGAGCUACUUUACUCACUGCCCUGGAUUGAAGAUCGUCAUGCCGUCAUCCCCGUCGGAGGCAAAGGGUCUGCUGCUGAAAUGUGUCGAGGAGAAUGACCCCUGCAUCUUCUUUGAGCCCAAGAUUCUCUACCGCAGUGCAGUAGAGGAGGUGAACCCGGACUACUACACACUGCCGCUGGGCAAGGGCCGAGUUCUAGUAGAGGGGCGUGACGUGACCAUGGUUACCUACGGUUCUCAAGUGUACGUGGCGGCCAAGGCGGCAGAGAUGGCGCGCAAGGAGGGCAUCUCCGUAGAACUCAUUGACCUUCGCAGCUUGUUGCCGUGGGACCGUCAGCUGGUGGCGGACUCGGUGAAGAAGACGGGUAAGGUGAUUGUCACGCAUGAGGCGCCAAAGACGAGCGGGUACGGUGCCGAGUUGGUGUCCAGCGUAACAGAGGACUGCUUCCUCUCACUCGAGGCCCCGCCGAUGCGCGUGUGCGGCUUGGACACGCCUUUUCCUUUGCACGAGCGCCUCUACCUACCGAACGAGCUGAAACUGUUGGACGCUAUCAAGUCCGUGGUGCACUUCUGA